GUACCUGAAAAUCAAGAUGGCUACCGUAAUGCAAUGUACCGCACGGUUUGCACGUGUGGGAAAAGUAGUGUCGAAAUUAUAUCAUCUUAAAUAACAGAAAUGAACAAAAUGAAUUCUAUCAUAUUGGAUAACUUCAACAAACUGAAGAAUAACAAUGAAUCUGUGAGAUUAAAUGCUGGAGGAGCAUUACUGAACCAUUUAUGUCAAUAUAAUACGGAUCAUGACGACAAAGAAUUAAAUUAUGCACUAGUUAGAUUAGUGCGCAGUUUAGGAUCUUCACAGACAGUUACGAGAAAAGGAAAUUACAGCACAUUAACAGUUUUCUUAAUGAUGUAUCCUGAAAUUUCGAUAGAAAAGCUUUUAUCCAUAACGAAUACUCAAUUGCAGCCAAUUGGACAAAAUUCUAAAAGUGAGAAUGCUGAUAUAUACAUGGGACGUUUACUACUAUGUGGUGCAUUAAUAAGAUCCAAGUUACUGAUUAAAAGUACCACUGAGAUACAACAACAGAUCAUUGAAAUUCUUGUGAAUGCUGGCAAACAACGCAAUUAUCUAUCAUUUAUCUCUGUCAUGUUUCUUCGUGAGUUUAUUAUUCAGCUUGAUGUAGAAUCUAUGGAAAAAGUUGCUUGGUCGAUUGUUGAGAAGGAAAUUGGCAAGCCAUGGCCUGAACAAACUUUGGAUACAUUUUAUCUACUACUUGUUAUUGGAGAUAAAUAUCCAUCUCUACUUAAUCAUAAGUUUUUAAAGGAGCACUUUGGUGUGAAAAAGAUUAUCUCUAAAGAGACGAUGGAAGAUAUUGUCAAAAUAUUAACGACUUUACCUAGAAUUUCUUCUUAUCAACAUCCAGUGUUCAAGUUAUUUUGUGAAAAGUUAAUAUUGACUGAAUUUAUAGCAGACUUUUGGAAAGCCAUUGAUAAAUUUACAAAACCAUCAAAGAGUGAUGAAUAUAUUGCCACAGAAAUGUUACGACUCUUACUUUCUAAUAUCACAGAUAAAACUGUAAUUCCAUCAUUAUUAUCACCAAAUCUCUUGCAACACAUGUUAAAGCGAUUUUCUAAUUGUAAAAGGAAUAAUAAUGAUGAAGUUUUAAAAGCGUUUAGAAAAGUUUUAGAAUUGGUGAUAUCUGCUACAAAUGAUAAAGAUAUGAAGACAAAAAUACAAUUAAAUAUAUUGAAGAAACUCGUAUUACAUCCUGGUGAUUUAAUGAUAGAAAAGAAAACAAGUAUUAAAGUGAUCCAAAAAAUUACAGCAAAUUUAAAAUUAGAUGGUGUUAAAAAGUUAUGCCAAUUAUAUAGAGAUAUUAUAGAAAACAAAACAAUUAAAGAAAGAGAAAAUAUGAAAAUGGAAUUGUGGACAAAUGCUGAGCGAAGUUAUGCAGCACAAUUAUUAACAAGAUUGAUAGGCCAUCGAGAGAUACUCUUAGAUAAAGAAUGGAAGCUUGCACAGCUGAUAUUUUUGUUCAAUUAUGGGUUGUGUGAAGUGUCAAAUGUUGGAAUAGAAUUAGCAUUGCAAUUUAAAAAUUCUUUUUAUCGUGCUUUGGAUCAUAAAUUGCCAAAGUUGGACAAUGUGCGUAAUUUAUUAAGUGCACUCGUUCAUGAUGUGAACUCCAAGUUACUAUCUAAUGUGAUACAAUUAAGAUCACCAUUGAAUGAUGCAGCAUCCAAUGCUUGGAAAAGAGCCAUAGAUUUGAUUGAGAAAUUGGAAAAGAAUACGAAAAAUGCAAUUGCUUUACCAAUAUUUCAUACAAUGAAUUUACAUAUGAGUCUACAAUUAUUCUCAGAUCCUGAAAUGGCAAUUAUGUCAAUUAAUGAACUUCAAUGUUGUUAUGAGAGAUUAAUUAAAAAGUCCAAGGAGCAUAAAAAGCUCAAUGAUGUAUCUACAUCAGAAGAACCACAAUGGGUUGAAGUUAUAGUUGAUCUUUUAUUAUCUCUUUUAUCCAGGAAUAAUCAUUUAUUGCGUUCAUUAGUUGAUAGUGUGUUUCCACAUAUCUGUCCAUAUUUGACUCCAUCUGCUGUUCAUCAGAUAUUGGCUGUACUAGAUGUAAAAAAUAAUCAAAAUCCACUUAUCGCAAAGCAAAAUGAUAAUGAAGAUUCCUCAAGUAUGGAAAGUGAAUCAGAUAAUGAAGAGAAAGAAAAUGCUUUAAAUAGUGAAGAUUUAUCAGAAGAAAGUGGAUCCGAGUCUAAAUAUAUAAAUAAAGAUGAAAAUGAUGAAAAUAACGAUAAUAAUGAUGAUGAUAAGGAGGAUGAUAACGAUGAUGAUGAUGACGAUAACGAUGAUGAUGACGAUAACGAUAAUGAUAACGAUGAUGAUGACGAUGAAACAGUAACUGAUAAAGUAAGAAUGGCAGUACGUCAAGCUCUAGGUGAUGCUGCAACUCAAACUGAUGAUGAUGAUGAUGAUAUUGACGUAGAUAAAAUAGGUGAAGAAGAAGGCAAACGUUUAGAUAAAUCGUUAGCAGCAGCUUUCAAGCUUUUACGAGAAAAUCGUCAAGGUCGUUCUAAAAAACAAGAAAAAACAAAUGAAGCAUUGACACAUUUCAGAAUUCGUGUUAUAGAUUUGUUGGAUAUUUAUUUAGGGACUUGCCCAUCUAUGGCAGUUGCUUUAGAUAUGAUUGUACCGCUGUUUGCUCUCUUAGAAUUUUGUAUAAAGGAUCCACAUCAGCAACCACUUAAACAUAGAGUUCAGACUUUUAAAAAAUUAUCAACGACAAAGAAGUUUGAAGAUACAACAGGUGUUGAUGAUAUUUUGUUAACUACAGUACUGAAGGCUGUAAUCGAAAAAGGAGAGCGAUCUGCUUUGAUCUGUCAAGAAAUAAAUGAAAAUGUGGCAGAAUGCUGUACCUUUCUUGUAAAAUGUAUACAACAAGCAAAUCUAUCAAGCAAAAGUGUUAUAGAAAUUUAUAGCAGAAACUUAACUACAUUCAUGAGAAGAAGGGACUGCAAACUUUCGCUUAUAUUAUUUAAGAGUGUUUUGCAACUGUGCUGGGAAGAUAAUUGGCAGCUAGCACUUUUAUUGGUAAACUCUGCGUUUGAUAGCAAUAUUCGAUAUUUUCGUCGAAAUCAGGCGCUUGAGUUAUUAAUAAUUUUAUAUAGGAAUAAUCGUUUGUUGAAUAUGGAUACAAACUAUACCGACGUGAGAAUAAAAUUAGAAACAAUGCUUUGUGAAAAUAUCAUAGACUUAUGCAAAGAAUUAUGCAAUGCACGUGUAAGCGAUAAUGGACGAUUUAUUUCAUAUAAUGAUACCAGUGUACAAAAGAAGGUUCUACAGAAAUUUGUCUGUCUGCUCUUCACACUGUUACAAGUUGUUUAUGCACAUCAUUUGCCACAAGUGUGGAAUUGGCAAACCAUUAAGAUGACACUUGUAACAAUGUAUGAAAACCAAAGCAUUUUUUCUACGGAAUUGAAAAGUGCAUAUAAAAAGUUUGCUAUACAGAUAGGAAUUUCACUCAAUGUGAAAUCAACAAAGCAAAUUAAUCAAUCAAAUGGCUCAACUGAUAUUGCUUUACAAAAUAAGGGAAAACAAAAUAAUGUCACAUCUCAAAAUGGAAAAAUCAGUGAUUCAGAAGAAGAAAAAGAAACUGUACAUAGUAAAAAUGUACAAAAGAAGAAAAAGAAAACAAAUACAAAGGAGAAGCAAUUAUUAAAGAAAGAAGCACGUGAAUUGCGUGGAAAAGCAAUGUCUAAAGAUUUAGAAGUGUUUAAAUUUAGCACUGUCAAUUUACUAGAAAAUGACAUAAAUAAGAUGGAAGUUAGUCAAAAUGGACAUUCAAGUGAAUAUAACAAGUCCACGAAUUCAAAAUUAAUACAAAAAAGAAAUGGUGAUAAUGCAGUGGAGAAAAAUCGUGAACCUAAAAAAGAAAAAGAAGUAUCAGUUCUGUUUAAUAUGACUUUAGAUUUGUCAAUAUGAUAAAUGAUAUAAAAUAUUUGAGAGAAUAUAUGAAAAUUAAAAUAAA
Nylanderia fulva is the source of this 3949-nucleotide messenger RNA. RefSeq names its product MYB binding protein 1a (gene Mybbp1A). Gene Ontology annotation, cellular component: nucleolus. NCBI's taxonomy places the organism in Eukaryota, Metazoa, Arthropoda, Insecta, Hymenoptera, Formicidae. Gene Ontology annotation, biological process: regulation of DNA-templated transcription. The record is from RefSeq and is a predicted model, not a curated record. Gene Ontology annotation, molecular function: sequence-specific DNA binding; transcription corepressor activity; RNA binding.